ACCGGACACGGGGUACCUUUCAGUACCGGGUUGCUGUAGCUGGGACGGGUCAAACCGCCGCUGAGAGUGGGAUCCAUCUGCUUGGCGCCUUAAUUCCAAUGUUUGCGAGUGCAUGACAUUGGCCUACCAUGUUUGCAACUUCCUGAUCGUGUCUAGAUAGAACUGUUCUGGAAAUAUGCCUCGGUCAGGAGAGUAGAGGAUCGCUGUCGCGUAAAAUAGUACCGAAGCCAAAUCUCGUCAUCACCAGCACGCAGCUCGCAAGAUCCAUAGCUACAGUUAGUUCGACGCAAGUCUCGCAGCCUUCCUUCACAAUGAAGUUCACCGCCGGUGUCUCCCUCUUUGCCGCUGUGGCCAGCGCUAUCUCGGUCGACCUGACCAAGCGCGACACCCCUCUCGAUGUUAAGCUCGAGAUGGUUGGCAACACUGCCGUCAAGGCCAGCAUUACCAACACUGGUGCUUCUGACCUGAAGAUCUUCAAGACGGGCACUUUCCUCGACGAGAACGCCCCCACCGAGAAGGUUGCUGUCUACCAAGGUGGCAACAAGGUCCAGUUCGAUGGUGUCAAGCUCCGUGUUAUGACCACCGGACUCGGCGAGGAGGCUUUUCAAACCAUCGCAGCUGGUGAAACCGUCGAAGCUACCUUCGACGUCGGCCAGGUCUACGACCUCAGCGCCGGCGGUAACUACGACGUCGUGUCCCUUGGCGCCAUGUCCUUCGCCGAGGCCAACACCACCGAAAUUUCCGGCGUGGUCCCUGUAUCCGGCAGCACCGUUAGCGCCCAGAUCGACGGUGCCGCAGCCAAGGAGGUUCGCCGCCGCUUCCACGCCAAGCGCAUUGACGUGCAGUCGGACUGCACAGGCACUAAGCUCAGCCAAACCAACACGGCUAUCAGCAACUGCCGUGCUUUGGCCUCCGCUGCCGCGACCGCGGCCUCAUCUGGCUCCGCCACCAAGGUGACCGAGUACUUCAAGUCGAGCACAAGCUCCGUGCGCAGCACCGUUGCUAGCGUCUUCCAGAGGGUAGCCAGCGAGUGCGGCAGCACCUCCUCCGGCGUUUCCGACCUGUACUGCUCCGACGUGUACGGUGCCUGCUCAUCCGGUGUUCUGGCCUACACCCUGCCCUCGCAAUCGUACAUGGUUAACUGCAACCUGUACUACACCGCGCUUUCGCCCAUCACCAGCACCUGCCACGGCCAGGACCAGGCCACCACCACCCUGCACGAGUCUACCCACUUGACCCAAAUCAAGGGAACCGAUGACUACGGCACCUACGGAUACAGCGGUGUUCGUGGCCUCAGCGCGUCCCAGAACCUGAACCACGCCGACACCUACGCUCUCUUCGCUAACGCCAUCUACGUCGGUUGCUAAGCGCGUCGAUCACUGCCACUGCACUCUCUUUGUUUCAGCUUCGGAUGAAGGAUGAAGAGGGGAAGAUACGAGCCGAGGUGUCUUGCUUUGCGAUGGAACGCUAGUGCCUGUGCCGCAAUAGAAAAAAGGGGGGGUUAAAGUUAGGAAUAUUGGAGCAACAGAAAGAGCAGGAGCCUAAAAAACAGGAGGAGAAAGCUUCUUGUUCCCCUUGCUUGAUCCCUCCUUUUAAAAUAAGCUCAGCACAAGACAAUUCGUUGUUUCAUCCUGCCUACCACUUUCCUUCGAUCUUCAUCUGACGGUGGGACAAAGCCCGCAAGAAGGCGGGGAGGGGAGAGUCGUUAGGCGACAAAGCGGGAUUCACGUGUCAUUUUCAUGAUUGUGUAUUGUGUAAUUGAAUGUUUAGCGUUAUGUGUUAGAAUAUGGAUAUCAAAAAAUGAAUGUCUUUUACGUGGUAUGACAAUACCUGCCUAGUAUGACAAGGAACAAGGCGAUUGUCGAUUGUUUGUCAAUUUGUACGAUUUAUUCAAUCAUUUGCUUUGCUGU
Messenger RNA from Annulohypoxylon maeteangense, 1910 nucleotides. RefSeq names its product Deuterolysin metalloprotease family-domain-containing protein. The coding region runs from base 312 to 1367 and encodes 351 amino acids. Lineage: Eukaryota; Fungi; Ascomycota; Sordariomycetes; Xylariales; Hypoxylaceae. The record is from RefSeq and is a predicted model, not a curated record. Gene Ontology annotation, biological process: proteolysis. Gene Ontology annotation, molecular function: metalloendopeptidase activity. The transcript is spliced from 4 exons.